CGGUAACGUCAGGGACUGGGCACACAGGUGGACCGGGAAGGCGGAGCUUGGACAAGCAGGGAGGCGGGGCUGAAAGUUCCCUAACCCCGGGAGUGGAAGAAGCAGGCCAGCCUUGGUGACUCUAAAGAAUAAAGUUCAGUAGAAACUAUGCCGUGGGACUUAUAAGGCUCAGGGUGGAUCUUGGUGCGGGGAGCAGAAACCCUGAUCAUUUACCACAUUGGCAGGAACCAGGAUUGUCCUGCAUCCUGUUUGUCUUCACGGGAGGUCUCUAGCAUGAGACAGCAGCACUGGUUUGGGAUGACUGCCAGGAUGGGCACCGUGUUAUCAGGGGUCUUCACCAUCAUGGCCACCAACAUGUACCUCAUCUUCGAACAGAAGUACAUAAAGAGCAACGACUGCAUUGAGAAUUACGUACAGACCAAGAGCGCAGGUGUCCUGGUAAAGCAGUUCAUCAUCUGCUGGACUUCCAAUGUUGUCUUCUUCCUGUCUUUCAUUACCAUCAUCAUCAGCUGCUUCCUCCUAUACUCGGUCUAUGCCCAAAUAUACAGGGGCUUGGUGAUCUACAUCAUCUGGAUCAUUUUCUAUGAAAUUGUAAACAUUGUAGUUCAAAUCCUUACCAACAAUGACUCUGUCAUUGAAGAGGUCAGGGUCGUGCGCUGGUUUGGCUUGCUGUCCCGUAUAUUCAUGCACUGUUUCUGGAUGUUCUAUAUCAUCUCCUAUGCCCACAUAAUCUAUAAAAGUCAAACCCAGGGCAAUAUAAUCUCCUACAGCAGACGUAUUUCUACAGGCAAUGGAGAGUUCCCACGAAGGAAAUCAAAGAUCAUCAACUUUACCCGCCACUAUAGUGGAUAAUGUUUACCCUUGUCUCUCCCCUCCACAGGCAAAAAUCCCAGGUUCUGAUGGUAGUUGUAGCUCCAUCUCUUUCACUUUUGCUGAUCUGUUCGGCUAUAGAGCCCCUACUGCCACCUUUUGGGAGGGAACGUGGAGAGAAAUGUCAUUAUAAUCACAACUGGGACCACCUGCUCACUGAAGGCGUUUGGUAAAAGGACAAUGGUUCUAUUUCAAGCGCUCCUUGAGUUCCUCCUUCCUUUGUCAAUCAGCACCACCUUAGAGGUCAACAUAAAGACAGCAAGGGAAUGAAACGAAGCUGACUUGCAGCAAUCCUUUCACCUUGGUGCUUGUCUUCACAUCAGCUUUCCACCCACAGCUCUCUAAUUCAACCCUGGGACAGGCAGAUCUGUAUCUAUAUCUCAGGUAGCUAUGGUAUGAGGGGUACAGGUGGUGCCUCGGGGUGGGUUUGUGCCAUGGUCUUUCUCCCUCUGUCCUCUAUGCUAUA
Messenger RNA from Zalophus californianus (California sea lion), 1336 nucleotides. It is a transcript of the gene TMEM217, whose product is annotated as transmembrane protein 217. The coding region runs from base 274 to 852 and encodes 192 amino acids. The transcript has 3 exons. The record is from RefSeq and is a predicted model, not a curated record. Lineage: Eukaryota; Metazoa; Chordata; Mammalia; Carnivora; Otariidae.